AUGGCUAAGACAGUCCUCCAUGAGUGGGGACAUUUGCGCUGGGGUUUGUUUGACGAGUAUCCGGUGGACGAAAACGAUGCUCACUUUUACCACGAUUCCAUAUCUGGGGAGAUAGAAAGCGUGCGCUGUUCCCGUGGAGUGAUGGGAAGGGGGUAUAAGAUAGUUAACGACAACAUUAUAUGGAGUUGUUCCUUGGAUAAAAACACCAGCCUGCCAGAGAGAAUUUGCAGGUUCGCCCCUUCUGUCUCUGCCAAUGAAGGGACUGCCUCUCUCAUGUCCUACCAUUUCGUGAAUUCGGUUAUCGAGUUCUGUGACAAUGAUGAACAAGCACAUGCACUUGACCUACAUAACGACCAGGCCCCUAACAGGCAGAAUAGACUCUGUGGUGGCAGGAGUGCCUGGGAAGUCAUGAGAGAGCACGAAGAUUUUAGGAACAAUAAUAAUCCUCCUGUACAAGGUUAUAUAGAUACAACUCCUACUUUCAAAGUGGUUCAACAGCAACUCAAGAGAUAUGUACUGGUUCUCGACGUAUCCGGAAGUAUGGCGUCGAACAACAAAUUAGUUAACUUGAAAAAAGCUUGUGUUGGAUUCCUGCAGACCACCGUUGAUGAAGGCAGUCAAGUAGGCAUAGUAACAUUUAAUUCUGUAGCCGCCACGUUGAAGAGACUGACGACGGUGAACUCGGAAGCGGUGAGGAAUCAGCUGACAACUCUUGUAUAUGGUCUUGUUGCCAAUGGAGGCACUUGUAUUGGCUGUGGUCUUCACAGAGGCAUUCAGGUAUGCUGA
Molecule: messenger RNA, 786 nt
Organism: Lingula anatina
Lineage: Eukaryota; Metazoa; Brachiopoda; Lingulata; Lingulida; Lingulidae
Source: RefSeq, a predicted model, not a curated record